GGAGAUAGGUGUGUGACUAAUUUCAGUUCCUACUGUCGUUAGUUGGCGACAAAAGUUUUUAAUAAGCAAUCCGAGAAGGCAGAAAAUGAAAUAUCCUUUUUGGUCGAAGCUCCUGGUAUUGCUAUUAUUCCUCGGUGGAAGCAUAUCAAGUUUCAGUUUAACCCCUCAACUGAUUCACAAAUGGGUUUCGGGUCCCAAACACAUUCCGCCUGGCGUUCUCAUCUACCAUCCCGAAGUGCUGAAGGCCCUCGAAACGCUUGCAGUUUUAACAGAUGGUGAAACCCACAAGGAGUUUGAUGGCUUGCAUGUAAGACCUCUUCCGAAAAUAAAUCAGGACUUGUGGGUUAACUACACGAAUACGCUGCUCUUGAAAGCGGGCACUGAAGUACUCGAUUCCGGAAGAAAAGCUAUCGAAAACCUAGCCGCCCUUCAGUUUAUAGACUUCACCUACCCGAGGCGCAGUCUCUUUAAGUUCAACGAAGCCUUGAAGGAUACCCACCAGAAUUCCUACUUUCCCUCGGUCCUGCAGCGACGGUAUAUACACUGGGACACCCAACUGAUAUCCGUGGGAACCGCCACAAUGACCGCCCAAUGGGUCCACAAUUUCGAGCCCAAGAACUCCGGACUACGGGUCUUCCACUGCCAACUUGAUGAACACGGCGGGACUCGACCGGUGGCCAUUGACGCGAUGUCCAUACAAGGAAACUUCCUCUUCAGUGAGUUCGAUGGAGUGCAACUGCUGCACCUGCCGCUGAAGCACAAUCUCACCCUGAUCAUUCUACUGAGUCCCGAGUUGGUCGGAAAGAAACCCUACCAGAUACCCAAUCACUACGACCCCCUCGAACUUUUGAAAAUGGGAACGAUGAAGAUCGUGAGGGUGCAGAUACCCAAGAUCGAGUUGGAAUAUCGCGCCGAACUUGUGCCCAGAGCCCUCGACGGAAUGGGCAUUCGACACGUGCAUCGAAAAAAUGCCGACUUCAGCAAACUGACGUCCAGCAAAAUUAGGUUAUCAAGCAUGGUGCAUGCAACGUCCAUUCGCAUCGAUGAGUUCGGCAUAAACGAGGAGCCUUUUGAAAUCCGCAGCUCUUCUUCUCCGGAGUCAGAGAAUCAGAUGUUCAUUGCCAAUCGACCAUUCUUCUUCUCUAUUGUUAACAACACGCAGGUCCUCUUCAGCGGGGAGUUCUUAGGUCCCUAGGACCUUAAUAAAAAGUCACUGAAAUUUGUAAAAAUCUCUAUAAAUAAACAGACUUCCAAGUGCUGACAGCUUA
This is a messenger RNA of Drosophila rhopaloa, 1268 nucleotides long. Its product is annotated as alpha-2-antiplasmin-like. The record is from RefSeq and is a predicted model, not a curated record. NCBI's taxonomy places the organism in Eukaryota, Metazoa, Arthropoda, Insecta, Diptera, Drosophilidae. The transcript is spliced from 3 exons. Gene Ontology annotation, molecular function: serine-type endopeptidase inhibitor activity. Bases 86 to 1195 code for a protein of 369 amino acids.